Messenger RNA from Durusdinium trenchii, 4440 nucleotides. The record is from the annotation of a GenBank genome assembly. NCBI's taxonomy places the organism in Eukaryota, Dinophyceae, Suessiales, Symbiodiniaceae.
AUUACUUGGCUUUACACCCUUCAGUGUCACCUUGAGCAUGGCUCCAAAGAAGGACAAGAAGAAGAAAGACGAACCUGCUCAACCUGAGCUGGUCACUGCCUACAAAGCACGCGAUCCUCUACCACCGACAGAGCCACCUGAUGUCUCAGAGGUGGAUGUUGCGUGGAAGACACAAAGGGAUCAUUAUGUACUGCCCCUUUCAGAAUGGAAUGCGGAGGAGGUUGACACGACUGAAUGGAAGCCAAAUGACACAGAGAACCAAUUCGUCAGCAAUUCGUUCUCUGUGGUAAGCAUGCCUCGCAGCUUCAUGGGUCUUGUUGCUGGCUGGCGCCGUGCUGGUGGAUUUGCAUCAGGAAGAGGUGAUCUGCUGCCGGAGGAACCAGAACCUCAGGUGCAGCCGCUGCCUGAACUAAAAGAGGAAUCUGCUGAGCAAGUUCCGGAUCCAAAAGCGAAAGCAAAACCAAAGGCCGAUUCCAAGGCCAAGGCCAAAGCAAAGGGUCAGGCAGCUGAGGAGGCUCCAGAGAAACCAACAACCAUGCAGCAGUAUGCUGAGUGCACAUAUGAGGGCGAGGCACGGGUAGUAAGCCAAGCGGAAUUUCGAUCUCGAGAGCUUUUGCUUGAUCUUGAUGAUGCAACGCCCCAGCUGAGUCAAGCAAUUGCUUCUCAAUUUGCUGCUGUGGCCGAGCAUCGACUACUCCUGCCGAGGGGCACCUUUCUCUGGGAGCUCAUUUACCCCCAGGAUGAAGAAGGAAUUCCGCUGUUCAACCCUCAUGGAAAGUACAUUGUCAAGUUGUUUGUGCAGGGCAAGUGGAGAAAGGUGGUUAUUGAUGACGUGGUUCCGAUCGGCUAUGCCAUGCAUGGGAACAACAUGUAUGCCCCAUUGUUGCCGACCAGCAACGACAACAACAUCAUUUGGCCGCAAUUACUUGCCAAAGCCUUGAUACAAGCUUUUCAAGACGAUCUGAGCUUGCCGCUCCUGCCUUGCAUAUCAGCCUUGACCGGCUGGACGCCGUACCAGCUGCCCCUUUCCUGGCAUGGCCUUGGAGGGCUGAAGUCAGUCCGAACGUUCUGCAGCUUGCGAUUCAGCUCGCAGGUUGACUUUGAAGCAAGGCAGCGUGCAGAGCUGAUUCCCAGCAUCCCGGCCGAGGCCCCCAGGAAAUCUUUGGCCACGAAUCAGGCCAUACCGCCACUCACUGUGCAAGGAGUGCCAGAGCAGAAUCUCAAACUCGGUAGCCAGCCACUGGAGGCCGUUCUCGAGUUCCUCAUUUGUGAAACCGAGGAGGAACCGCGACAGGUUCGGCUCAAGGCUGAUACUUUUUUACCUCAGCACGGCACCCCGCGAAAGCAAGUUCGCGAUGCAGACAGUGAGGAAGAAGAUGCCUCAGCAGAUGCUGGCGCAAAUGAACAACCAGCACGAGUCGAUGAGGUCGAUGACUCUGACCAUGAUGAUCUCGAUGAGGAUGAUGAUGGCCGCUCCCAAAAUACUCAUUCUGGUGAUGCAGAGGGCGCUGAAAAAAGGACGGAUCAGGGUGAAUCCGUCAACGGUGAAGGACAAGAAGUAGAGGCGGUUCCAGAAGAAGAGGAAGAACCCGUUGAAGACUCUGUGCCGUGGGUGCCACCGUGGCCUGAUAAGAAUCCAGCUCCGCUGAUGAUGAAAAGCUCCAUUCAGGAAUUUCAAGCUCAGCUUCAAGGGGGGAGCUGGGUGAGCUUCGAGGAGAUCGAAACCUCCGCAUCGCACCUUUGUAGCUACAUUCCUCCCGGAGAUCACGUGUUGUCUGCAACUCUAGAUACAUGCUGGGGUGGAGAGCAUACAGAGGCCUACAUUCCUCCGAAGACCAAGUUGCUUCGGAUCCGCUUGGCACUUUCAGAGAUGGAUCAGAGUCCACCAAGGAUCUCCAGAGAAUCCACCGAUGCCAAGCCAAGUCCAGGACCUCCACUGUUCCAAACGGUCUUCUUCUACGAGCCUUUGAGACAGAACUAUAGAUUGGAUGAGUCUCCUCCACCUCCAACUCCCUGCAGCUGUGUUUUACAGGCUAUCAACGGGUGGCGUCCACCCAGCCGUUCGCGCAGUGCGCAGUUGGAGCCGCCUGGGUACAUCAACUUGACAGUGGGCGAGGGAACACCCCCCUCUGGCUCUGUUUUCCAGUCCAUGUUGCUGCCCCCAGGCGAGCAUUGGUAUUUGGUCCAUGAUGAUGCUGCUGAACGAGCUGGCUCAGUGCUGUCAAUAAAUGUCGAAAGUUUGCUACUGAAUUCAUCCAAGUCAGCAGUAGAGUUCUUGGAGCCCGAGAAGGCAUUAGCCAAGUAUCGGACUUCAAUGCUGUCUGUGGGCCCCAUACAAAAUCCGGUGCACACCGGUUACAACGUCUGGGCCAAAGCUGAAAUCCAAGUGGCGGAGGAAGGCUUGCAGUCUUUGCAGCUACUCUGCCAUGUCACAGAUAUAGCUCUGUGGCCUUACAUUCAGUUGUCCUGUUUGAGGGUGUCUCAGCUGGACUUGUCAGAUGAGGAAGAAGUGCGGUGCGCCAACUGGUCCAUAUCGACAUUGAUGAAGUCUCCACUGCUACGCAUCAUGUCAUUGCCACUGGCGGACAAGGCCAAUGGAGCAGCAAAGUAUGUGCUGAUGCUUGAAGCAAAUCUUCCCCCAGAGGUGCUUCCAAAGUCUACGGGCGAACUCUCGAUUCAGUUGUUUGUCCCUCCUGUCAGCACUCCCCUGGAGAUUGAUUUCGAUCUAGGUGAUAAGGAGACAGAGGACACAACACAGGAAGAGGCGCCUCUUCAGCUGCAGAUGCUCACCGUUGACCAUGUGCUGCGAUGGCAAGGUGAAUGUGCUGAGAAUGACAAAGGGUUGGUGCUUUGUGAGCGGAUCACAGUACCUCCUGAAACAGGUGAUGUCACGAGCACCCUGCGGGUGACAGUCGAAGGUUUGCCGCAGGCUUUCCUCCGAGCAACCCUGGUUGCACAAAUGCCUCCUACCGACGAAAUGAGACCUCCACCUCCAGAAGGAGCAGCCUUGGAACCACUAGUACGAGGAGCACCAAUAAAUCCUCGUGACUACAGUGGACGAAGGAACUGGCUUUCGCAGUGCAAGAAAGUUGCAGAAACAAGUGGGCUGGAGAUCAUCUCAUUUCCACAUGUUCUUCUUGCUGAAGCAGCGACUUACCUUCUCUAUGUCCACUUGGAUGAAUUCAGAGGGCCCGCUGGUCUUGACGGCGGAACGUGGCUGUUGGAGAGCUUUGGUUCCGGUGCGUUGGAGGUUGGGUCUGAUGCGAUGGAGCAAGACCUCGAGGAGCUGGUUCGGAGAUCAUGGGCGGAGACUCCUCAGGAGGGUGAUGCACCGCCACGAAGUGAGACAGCGGCUGCAGCGCGAGAAAGUUGGGUUGCAGCCCGCUCCAGAGGGCAGGAUGCCGAGGCUGCCGAAGAAGAAGAAAGCGAGGAGAAAAAGCAGCUCGUAGCUGCGUUGGAGCGCACCAAGAAGGUGAAGCAUCCAAAUACCAGCAUUGCGCAGUUCUUGAGCUGCCAUGUAGAUACUCCGGCUUUGCUGAUCCAAGAGGAUCCAUAUACUGUGGCUCCAGAUAGGCCUGAAUGGAGGCCUUCGGAAGAUACUGAUGGAACUGCUGCGGAUGAGAUUCGUGCAGAGGAUACAGAGGUUGCAGUUGCGGUAAAGGCCAUGGGAACAGAAGGUGAGCGCCAGGCUCGGGAACAGGAGAUUGAAAUCUCAACCACGAGGUGGCAAGCUGCAAAGGAAAGUUUGGAAGCGGCAAAAGAGCGAAACGCCAAUCAGAUACAGGAACUCAGACAGUGGCGUGAAGAACGCACAGCCUUGCCCGGUGGAGUUGAAGGAACUUCCUUUGCACCUGCAAGACGCGAAUUGAGGGGUGCUCUUCAUUCUCGCAUGGAGAAGUGCGCCAUUUUAAAGGUUGGUGUCCUUGAUGUAAAGCGCACAGAUCCUGAGCCUUUAAGAGUGGCGCUAUCAGACGCAGAAGCAGCAGGCUCCCGAAACUAUGACCUGACGUUGGUGGAGAACGCUGUACGGAAGUUGAGAGUUUUAGAUGCAGCUGUUGCCUUCAAAGAAGCCCUCACCAACAUGGAGGCCAAGGCAGAGGCAGCAACAAACGCUGCAGCAACGGCCGCAGCUGCAGAAGAAGGCAGUGAAAGCUAUGAGCAAGCCAAAGAAGCUGCUACAACAGCUGAGGGGGAAGCAGCUGAAGCUGCCAAAGGUUUGGAAGAGUCCCUCUCCGAAUUCAAGGCCAGCAUCAAGGAGGCUAGUGCAAGUGAGAUUCCUCUUCCAGCAGAGCUUCUGAACGAGGAGCCAAUGGAAAAGGCCGCGGAUAUUCUGAAGCAGCGCUCCGCCGAAGCUGCGGAGGGUGCGGAGCCUGCGGAGCCCAAUGCCUGAAACGGGCGGGAGUUUCCGAGUUUGCCAAUCUAAGAAUGUGGAACCAACAG